AUGGAAUCCACCAGUGAUAAAGAUUGGGCCACCAAAUAUCUUCUUGACCCUCUCAAUGCGCCUGAGCCUUUCCAAGAAGAUGGCCCAGGCAACGCCUUUCGCCCCGGUGCUACUGCUGCUCCAAUAAAGCAAUCUGCAUCACAGUCUCCUCCAGGGCGAAGGCUGUCAAAGACCAAUCCAUAUCGCAAAAGCCCAGGUACCACCUCAACGACCUCCGAGGUCCGGCGCAGUGCGUCACUCAACAGUAGCAGCAACAAAGCUGCUUCAUACCCUUCUCCACCACCUUCCGCCGCUUCUCCCAACGGAAGAUAUCCUCCUCAAUCACCGAUCAACCUCAAUUCGCCUCAUUCUCCCCGCUCUCCUUCCCACCGACAAGAAGCCUUUGGAGAGAAUAGGUCUGGACGUCGAAGAACCAGCUCUCUCGGAGAACGCUAUCCUGGUGACAUGUCCCACCGACCACUGGACACGCUCUUGAAAGAGAAACACCAGGCAGACCGUGCCAGACACAUGAUUCGAAAGCACCACAUCCGACCUGACACCAUCGACUCUCUGGAUAACAGUGGACUCGGUGCCUAUCACCACGGUGGUCCCUAUGAUGUAACUCUGUAUGCAAGAAACAACACGGUCAACUCUCCUCUAGCCGCCCUGAAAGACUCCAAUGAGGAAGCUCUCAAAGCAACACCCAAAGAAAAGAUCAUUGACAGCGUCCAGCACCACCGCCCGCUCGAUGGCGUUGCAGCCUAUGCACCGGGUGCUUACGAUCGCAAUGGUCGCCUUUACACCUACGAGGAAGGCGACAACAUGAUGACCGAUAAUCAAGCCGGUGGUGGUGCCUACAAGCGCUGGCCGGGCGUCCAAUAUCACCCGGAUGACAUCAAGGGCAAAGGCGAGCCGAGCUACAGCAUAGAGAAGGCUCUGAAAGAGCACAAGAUCCGCGAUGAGAAAGCAGCGAGCGACGGCAUCGAAAUGAAGACCAAUCCGCGGGACCACCGCACCGGUCACAGCCGGGAGCCUAGUGGAGGUGGCACCAUUGCCACCACUGGUUGGGAUGAUGACGGAGCUCAAGUCCACCGGAGUGGUAGCAUUGGCAAGAGACUCAGCGGCGGUCUGAAGAAACGGUUUGGUAGUAUCAAGAAGAGCAACAAAGAUGGUACUGAGUAA
Exophiala aquamarina CBS 119918 is the source of this 1161-nucleotide messenger RNA. RefSeq lists its product as uncharacterized. The coding region runs from base 1 to 1161 and encodes 386 amino acids. NCBI's taxonomy places the organism in Eukaryota, Fungi, Ascomycota, Eurotiomycetes, Chaetothyriales, Herpotrichiellaceae. The record is from RefSeq and is a predicted model, not a curated record. The transcript is spliced from 2 exons. Gene Ontology annotation, cellular component: cytoplasm.